Fibroporia radiculosa is the source of this 1809-nucleotide messenger RNA. RefSeq lists its product as uncharacterized. NCBI's taxonomy places the organism in Eukaryota, Fungi, Basidiomycota, Agaricomycetes, Polyporales, Fibroporiaceae. The record is from RefSeq and is a predicted model, not a curated record. The transcript has 4 exons. The coding region runs from base 1 to 1809 and encodes 602 amino acids.
AUGCUUGCUGGACGAAAUCGAAAUCACGUCGCACUCAACGUAUCGGACGAGCUGUUUGGGGGAAUCUCGGCCUUUACUACUAGUGUACGCUGUGCCACGAGACGGCAACUGAACAUCACUGCUGAAAUAAAUCCUUCAAAAUGCUGUCCAGACAUCACUCAUUACGAGUUCUUGCCACAACCGACCACUGAUCUCAGAGAAUUGUCACACCUGGUAUCCGGACGCGACCCAACCUCUAACAACCUGUCGUUGCUCAAGCUCUGGCAUGAAGCAGAAACGCCGCUGACUCAACACCGGCCGCGGUCGGCCGAAAGACGAACAGUGCCCGUCCCUCGAUUCUGCAGAAAGGAGGAGAACUUCGCAGAUGACGAUGUCGAUUCAAUGCUCAAGAUCAUCCUAUGGUCUCUCUCAUACAACGCUGCGCCCAUCAUGCUAGCGCGAUGUGACCAUGCCUCGAAGCACCUCGGUGAUGCAAAUCGCCUAUCCCUCCCGCCACGUACGCUUCCCCUGUUUAUCGGCGACGUCUUGCGCCUGUGGCGGGGAGAGAAGAUGGUGGUGUGGACUACGUUAUACAUUCUUGACAAACUCAGAGAGCCUGGACCCGGGGAACCUGGCCAGGGUUCUGAGGCCGUUCCUCCGGAUGGAUUGCACUCAUUGUUUCUCGCCGCCUUCUUAAUCGCCAUGAAAUUCUUAUGCGACGACGCGGAUGUGGGAUUGUUUCGAAAAUUGGAAUCCUUUAUGCCUUCAUAUAGGACUCUCGACGAAUCGGAGUUGCAAGUGUGCGUGACGUUACGCUGGCUCUUCGAUAUCCACCCUCAGAAGCUCGAUGUCUUCAAACAGAAAUUGGAACAGGACUUUGCUCACGUCUCGCGUCUUCCCUCUCUCAAUGGCUAUCUCCAGCCCCGUCCUGACUCUUCGUCAUGCGAUAGUGAGCCGUGGUUAUCUAUGGACAAUGUCGGAGGAUGUCUUGUCAAAUCUGACUUGAUGGAUGCGCAUCGGUCUUGGGAAACAAUCGAGCAGGAUAUGCAAGCUUCCUUGGAUCGAACUACUUCUGAAUCGCUAUCUUCGAUUAGGUCAAGCAGACGACGGAGUGGUGCCUGGAUACUAGAUGCCCCACCCGGUGGCGAUAUUGCGGGUCCUUUCUCCUCGGUGAUCGAUCCUGUCAUCCCAGAUCUGCCCCCAGGUUGGAUGCAUCCACUGGUGCCUGCGAUAGAGUUUUCUGCUCUCCAGCUAGCUGAGGCGAGCUCAAGCGUGUCGCGAGUCCAUGAACCUCCACGUAAAGUUGGCAUGGAACGCGGAGAGCCACCUCGAAGUUACACAUCGACAGGCAUGCGGCGCACAAGCCUCCCGCUCACGCAGAAUGAGAUUUCAGGCAUAACUCAGCAACUUCACACGCUGGAGGCUAAAUCCCCUGGCUGUCGUCCAUUAGAUGCUUUGAUCAUCUCCCCUUCUCUAGAGUCUUCCCCAGUUAUACCGCCUAUAUUUAGCGAUCGAUCAUAUCCCCCUGGCAUACGCAUGAAAGACAAUGCAUCAAUCACCUCUCGCGCCUCGCCUAAAACGAUAACGGCAGAUGGUCAAGUGGUUCAUGAACUGCGAAGGGAGGCACCGCGAAUGGUCCCGAGCAGACGCAUUGCGUCACCUGGGUCAUUUCAUGCCCCAAUUCGCUCUCCGGGACCGCAGCAUACUGAAGCAACACCUAUUGUCCCUCCUAAAUAUCAAACAACACCGCCUGUAAUCCCCCCCAGAUACCCACCAAUGACUCCGCCGGUUAUUCCACCUAGACGCUCUGGCAUUUCAUAUGCUCGCUGA